AUGCCAAACAACGUGCAGAGAGCGAGCUCGGCCCCCACACUCGUCCCCGGAGCAACACCUUACCCAAGAGCUUCGGCUCCACGCUGGAGCACGGCGCCUGCGACGCGGCGGGGGAGGCGAAGGGUCCCACCAGAGAGGAAACACUGGAGCUGAUCCAGUGCAGGGUCAAAGGGAAGAGGCAGGAGGACGGCUGGCCCGAUGACAUCAAGAAGAUGACCAAGGAGCAGCUAUCCUGUGAGAAAACAGUCCUACAGAAGAACCUGCUGCACUAUGAGGGUCUGCAUGGUCGACCGGUGACCAGAGAGGAGCGUCUGGUGGUGAAGCCUCUUUAUGAUCGCUACAGAUUAGUUAAACAGAUGCUCACUAGAGUUAGUAUCACACCUCUCACAGUGUCGCCCUCCAGUAAAAGGCGGAGUCAGACCCUCCAGCCAAUCAUUGAAGGUGAAACCGCUCACUUCUGGGAGGAGAUCAAAGAGGAGGACGAGGACGGCUCCGAGGUCAUCAUGGCCGUCGACAUCGUGACCCCGACUGACGGGUCGAUGAGGAGCCAGAACCAAUCAGACAGAGCCAAGAUGGAGGAGGGGUCCGGGAGGCUGGCACUGGACCUGCGGCUGUCCAGCUCCAACGCCUCGUCCAUGCCAGAGCUGCUGGAACAGCUGUGGAAGGCCAGAGCAGAGAAGAAGAAGCUGAGGAAGACCAUCCGAGAGUUUGAAGAAGAUUUUUACCAGCGAAACGGAAGGAAUGUCCAGAAGGAGGACCGGGUCCCGAAGCUGGAGGAGUACAGAGAGUACAAGAGGAUCAAGGCCAAACUCCGCCUCCUGGAGGUUCUGAUCAGCAAACAGGAUUCCUCCAAAUCCAUCUAGACCCCCCCCCCCCCCCCUCAGAGACCGACCGUCACUGCCGCGAGGACCCGCCCUCUUCAGUCCGUCAGACGUCACAUCACAAACCACGGGGCGCUCAGCGUCCCUCGACGUCUCAUCAAGACGAGCGGAGGACGCCCACUCGGACUUCAACACGUGCUGCAUUCAUGUCGGGGAGGAAACAGUCUUUGACCUCGACCUGCAGUUUGACUUUGAUUCAUGACUCAGACGUUCUUUCUGACCAGGAGAAGACGAAGCAACGAGUGAGUCAGUAAAAAAACAAACAGCUCUACGUCGUCUCACGACAUCAAGUACAGACGACCUUUGAUUUUAAUCAUCGCUCUAAUUUGAUAAAUUAUGUGAUCAGACAUGUCAAAGAAAUGUUUGAGCUGCUUUUGGACGGAUCGGGCCGCUCUUUAAAAAGUGAUAAGCGUUAGACGUGCAUUUUUACAACUUUUUCCCCGUGUCAUGAAUGCAGCACCAACACCAGUUCACCUUCUA
Labrus bergylta (ballan wrasse) is the source of this 1361-nucleotide messenger RNA. The record is from RefSeq and is a predicted model, not a curated record. Lineage: Eukaryota; Metazoa; Chordata; Actinopteri; Labriformes; Labridae.